GAAGAGUUCACGACACCAGGGGUUUAUGAGUGGACAAUAUGAAAACAAAAUUUUCAUGCAGAAAUAGAAAUAUCUUUUACAACUAGCAUCGCAUCCGUACUAGUUAGAGUAGAUCUACUGGAACCAUGUUGAGCUUGAGCCUGAGCAUGGUGGAUUCACAUUCAACACUUCUUGUAGCUACAGCCUAUUCUUCAAGUAGCUGAUAUAGUUUCAUCUCGUCCCGAUCAUCUGAUUGUGAAUGAUCAACAGCAUCCGGCUCUUUCAUUUUUUGCAACGAGAACCCGAAGAACCGCUGCUGGUAUUUUCAGCUUUUGAGCGGAGUAACAGGGGUAAGGGCAGAUCCUAUGCUGCACCUGUUGCAAAACCUUCUUGGCAGGAGACAUUGAGGAACGCAGCCGAAGAUGAAUUCUUUCGAGUUCCCGUGACGAAGAAAAAUAGAACGAGGUGUACUAGAGAUGCAAGCGUGCCAGAAGGAGGACGAGGAAGAGCAAGUCGUAGUAGAUCUUCAGUGUCGCCUUCACGACGAGGAGGAGAGUCGCUGGGAGGAGGGUCAACGUCACGUAGACUAUUAGUUCGUCGUACUCCCACGCGGACACAGUUGACGCUUUCCUUCCAGGAUAAUGACGUGCGGCACCCGAUUGCGGUUGUGCUUCGUGAUUUUCUUAGCAUGUGUGAUCUUUUUGCUGUGGCGCAAGAAGCAGUAUCAAUCGACCUGUCCGGAAACCGAAAUAUCGGCACAGGCGAUGUGGCUCGCCUAAUGCGAGAUAUAGUGGCUCU
Messenger RNA from Amoebophrya sp. A25, 777 nucleotides. Lineage: Eukaryota; Dinophyceae; Syndiniales; Amoebophryaceae. The record is from the annotation of a GenBank genome assembly.